GCUUGGUUUAUGCUUUUAAGGAGAACGUCAGACCUGAAUCUGUGUGUAAGAUGAACCUGGCUCUGCCAAGCGUGUCCGUGUGAACAGACCACCAAACAGGCUUCGUGGGAGCCAUAAAAGCUGUUUAUUCACUUGGGUGCCGGUGGGCUGAGUCCGAAAAGAGAGUCAGCAAAGGGGGAGAUGGGGAAGGGGUGGGUUGAUAGGACUUGGGGAGGUCACGGAAAACGACAGCCAAAGGUGCGGAUCUGAAGGGGCGGCCGGCCCCUCCACGCCUGUGGGGGUUUCUGUGGGUCAGGUGCUGAGAAAAGAAAUAAGACACAGAGACAAAGUAUAGAGAAAGGGGACCGGCGCUGAGGGACCCCAGGCAGGCCCCGGUCUCUGAGUUCCCUCAGUAUUUAUUGAUCAUUAUCUCUUUACCAUCUCGGAGAGGGGGAUGUCGCAGGACAACAGGGUAACAGUGGGGAGAAGGUCAGCAGGAAAACAUGCAAACAGAGAUCUCUGUGUCAUCAAUAAGUUUAAAGAAAGGUGCUGUGCCUUGGCCUUGCACAGAUACAAACAUCUAUACAAACAUCUUGGAUGCAAACAUCUGGAAUGCAAACAUGAAACAGCAGCAUUGCCGCUAGCACGUCUCACCUCCAGCCCUAAGGUGAUUUUCUCCUAUCUCAGUAAAUAGAACGUACAAUCGGGUUUUACACCGAGAAAUUCCAUUGCCCAGGGACCAGCAGGAGACCGAGGCCUUCCUGUGUCUCAACUGCCAAGAGGCCGUCCUCUUUUACUAAUCCUCCUCAGCACAGACCCUUUACGGGUGUCAGUUUCUCCCUUCCCAAGAGGCCGUAUCUCAGACUAUCCCAUGGGGAGAAACCUUGGACAAUACCUGGCUUUCCUGGGCAGAGGUCCCUGCGACCGGCCUUCCGCAGUGUACAUGCCCCUGGGUACUCGAGAUCAGAGAACAGUGAUGACUUUUACCAAGCACACUGCCUUCAAGCCCUUUUUUAACAAAGCACAUCCUGCAUAGCCCUGAAUCCAUUAAACCCUGAGUCAACACAGCACACAUUCCUGCAAGCACAGGGUUGGGGCUAUAGGGUUACAGAUUAACAGCAUCUCAGGGCAGAAGAAUUUCUCUGAGGACAGAACAAAGUGGAGUCUCUUAUGUCUGUAGACACGGUAACAGUCAGAUCCCUCCCUCUUUUCCCCACGGUUAUCUACUGUUAGCAGAGGAAGGGGUUACAAGGUGCACGGUGGACACAUCCUAAGACUCAUUGUCGAGAAGACGAACGGCACACGGUCGAUGGAUCAGCUAAGGUUGCCCAGGGUUCACCUCCGAUGGGCGGGCAGGUGAGCACUUCCAGCAGCUUCUCCAACCUGCGCUGCAGAAAUGCGAACGAGGACUGGAUGUCGGCACUGUGUCCCCAGCUCUGGGAUGUGCCCCUCCACCACCUCUCCAUCCCAGGGAGCCACGACACCAUGACCUACUGCCUGAACAAGAAGUCCCCCAUUGCACACGAGGAGUCCCGGCUGCUGCAGCUGCUGAACAAGGCCUUCCCCUGCAUCACGCGCCCUGUGGUGCUGAAGUGGUCCGUCACCCAGGCGCUGGACGUCACGGAGCAGCUGGACGCCGGGGUGCGGUACCUGGACCUGCGGAUCGCUCACAUGCUGGAGGGCUCGGAGAAGAACCUGCACUUUGUCCACAUGGUGUACACGACGGCCCUGGUGGAGGACACGCUCACGGAAAUCUCGGAGUGGCUGGAGCGGCACCCGCGUGAGGUGGUCAUCCUGGCCUGCAGGAACUUCGAGGGGCUGAGCGAGGACCUGCACGAGUACCUGGUCGCCUGCAUCAAGAAUAUUUUCGGGGACAUGCUGUGUCCUCGUGGGGAGCUGCCGACGCUGCGGCAACUGUGGUCCCGGGGCCAGCAGGUCAUCGUCUCCUACGAGGACGAGAGCUCCUUGGGCCGGCACUGCGAGCUGUGGCCAGGAAUCCCCUACUGGUGGGGAAACACGGUGAAGACGGAGGCCCUCAUCCGCUACCUGGAGACCAUGAAGAGCUGCGGCCGCCCAGGAGGGUUGUUCGUGGCCGGCACCAACCUCACGGAGAACCUGCAGUACGUCCUGGCCCACCCGUCCGAGUCCCUGGAGAAGAUGACGCUGCCCAACCUUCCCCGGCUGAGCGCGUGGGUCCGAGAGCAGCGCCCGGGGCCGGGCUCACGGUGCACCAACGUCAUCGCGGGCGACUUCAUCGGAGCGGACAGCUUCGUCGGGGACGUCAUCGCUCUCAACCACAAGCUGCUUUGGUGCUGACGUGGGGGUUCAGGACGCAGGGGCUGAAGUUUCACCCUCUACUUUCCAAGUAUCGUGACUUUGUUGGGGCCAAAUAUUGGGGAUCAUGGGACCGAUAAUA
Messenger RNA from Cercocebus atys (sooty mangabey), 2395 nucleotides. It is a transcript of the gene PLCXD1, whose product is annotated as phosphatidylinositol-specific phospholipase C, X domain containing 1. NCBI's taxonomy places the organism in Eukaryota, Metazoa, Chordata, Mammalia, Primates, Cercopithecidae. The record is from RefSeq and is a predicted model, not a curated record. The coding region runs from base 1324 to 2295 and encodes 323 amino acids. Gene Ontology annotation, molecular function: phosphoric diester hydrolase activity. Gene Ontology annotation, biological process: lipid metabolic process. The transcript is spliced from 7 exons.